GAAUUGGACAAUGUAGACGCGAUCUAUUCGUAUAAAAACCGGAGCACCUCCUGUCAAAAUUAUUCAGUUGCCAACAUUUGCAGAAUAAACAUGUACGCCAAGCUGAUCGUCGCUCUUUGCGCCCUGGGUGUGGCCCGCGCCAGCGGUGUCUAUGAAGCCGCUCCCCUGGCUUACAGCGCACACGCCUACGCCGCCCCUGCCGUAGUGACCAAGACCAUCAGCCCCGCGGUGUCCUCUGUAUCUGCCUACUCGACUCACACCGCUCACGGUGGAGAAAUCUCGUACGCCGCUGCCCCCGUUGUCGCCAAGGCCUACGCUGCCCCCAUCGUCGCCAAGACCUACGCUGCUCCUGCCGUUGCUGCGUACGCUGCACCCGUGUCUGCCUACGCCGCUGCCCCCGCUGCCGUCGUCACCAAGACCAUCUCCCCCGCUGUGAGCUCCAUCUCCUCCUACUCUACCAGCACCUCCCACGGCUCCCCCGUCGCCACUUACGCCGCUGCCCCCGUUGUGGCUAAGGCCGUCGCUCCCGUUGCCUACGCCGCUCCCGCUGUGGCUGCGUACGCUGCCCCUGCUGUGGUGACUAAGACCAUCUCUCCCGCCGUCUCCUCCGUGUCCGCAUACUCCACCCAAACCGCUCACGGUUCCGCGUACGCUCCCGCUGCGUACUCCGCCUACGCCGCUCCCGCUGUGGCUGCGUACUCCGCUUCUCUUGUCGCCAAGACCUACGGCGCUCCCCUUGUCGCCAAGACCUACGCUGCUCCCUUGGUAGCUAAGACUUACGCUGCUGCCCCCGUCGCCACUUACGCCCACGCCGCUCCCGUCCUCAAAUCCGUAGCGUACUCCGCUGCCCCCGCCGUCUCCCACAUCGAAUACAGCGGUCAUGGUGCUAACUACGGUUGGUAAACUGAAUCAAAACGUUUAUGUAAAUAGACCAAUUAAAAUAAACGACUUGCCAUAAUUUA
Messenger RNA from Spodoptera litura, 962 nucleotides. RefSeq lists its product as uncharacterized. The record is from RefSeq and is a predicted model, not a curated record. NCBI's taxonomy places the organism in Eukaryota, Metazoa, Arthropoda, Insecta, Lepidoptera, Noctuidae.